AUGUCAUCGUCGUGUAGGCAGGCCGCUCGGCCGCUGCGGCGAUGCAUAAACAGCGCCACCACGACAACCCUGCCGAUACGGAGAAGCAUCUCGACGACGCCUGCCCCGGCCGCCCAGGUCUACAAAGUGGUGCGCGAGAGACCCGAGGCGCCGGAUCCCCUCGAGCUGGACCCCAACACGGCGGUAGCACCUUGGGCUGAGAAGGAUCUCUGGAAGGCUGGAACGCCCCCCGUCGGUUCGCGACGUCGCCGUUAUGCCAUCCGUACGAGCCAGAACCUCCCAUUCGAGCAGCUGCCUUACCAGACCUUCCAGGAGGCCCGCAAGAUCCUGGCUGCCGACCGCGAGGAGAAGUUGGCCGCUAUUGUCACCGAGAUGGCCAAGAUUAAGAGAUUGGAGAGUAUCGACGCGAAGGAGGUUAAGGGCGGAGAGAGGAUGCGCCAGAUGAAGUUGAGCAGUCUGCGCCAGCACGUCGAGGAGCUCAAGAUUCUGGCGGAUAUCAACGACCCGGCCGUCAAGAGGCGGUUUGAGGAUGGACUUGGCGACAUGAACAAGCCCAUCUACCGCUUCCUUGCCGAGCGCAAGUGGCGCGCCUACGAGGCACAGCUGACGGAACAGCGUAUCUCCCAGUUUAACAUCGUUCCCGAUAUCCUUCCCAAGCUGAACCCUACGUACGACGUCCAGCUCUGGUUCCGUCGUUCCAAGGUGCCCCCCGGCAAGGUUCUCCCCAGCAAUGUCACUGAGGUGGCUCCCAAGCUGCGCGUGACCCCCUUCAAUGCCGGCGAGCGUCUCGUGUCCAUUGUCAUCAUGGACUCAGACGUUCCGCAGGUCGAGACGGACGGCUUCGGCAAGCGCUGCCACUACCUCGCCGCCAACGUUCCUAUCUCCCCGACCGCCACCUCCGUCCCUCUCUCCAAGCUGCGCGACCCUUCCCAGCUUGCUCUUCCCUACCUGCCCGCCUUCGCGCAGAAGGGCAGCCCUUACCACCGUCUGUCUAUCUUCAUCCUCGAGCAGGCUCCCGGUCAACGCCUCGACACCGCUGCCCUCAAGGAGCUCUACUCCAACCGGGACGGCUUCUCCCUGAAGUCUUUCCGCGACAAGUUCCGCCUUAACCCCGUGGGCUUCAACAUCUUCCGUACAAUCUGGGAUGAGAACACGGCCGGCGUCAUGGAGCGUGCCGGUGUUCCUGGCGCAGACAUCGAGUUCCGCGCGACACGCGUGCACUCGCUCAAGGGGCCCAAGAAGGCCCGUGGUUGGGAAGCCAAGCGCCAGGGUCCCAAGUUCAAGCACCUUUGGAAGUACACCAAGCGUAUCAAGGGAUACUCCAACGCCAAGGGUCUUAUCAAGAAGUAA
Messenger RNA from Colletotrichum truncatum, 1350 nucleotides. Its product is annotated as mitochondrial 54S ribosomal protein mL38. Lineage: Eukaryota; Fungi; Ascomycota; Sordariomycetes; Glomerellales; Glomerellaceae. The record is from RefSeq and is a predicted model, not a curated record.